Molecule: messenger RNA, 2311 nt
Organism: Perca flavescens (yellow perch)
Lineage: Eukaryota; Metazoa; Chordata; Actinopteri; Perciformes; Percidae
Gene: wdr13
Product: WD repeat domain 13
Exons: 10
Coding region: 251-1699 (482 amino acids)
Cellular component (GO): nucleus
Molecular function (GO): protein binding; promoter-specific chromatin binding
Source: RefSeq, a predicted model, not a curated record
UGUCUCUUUCUGCUCGUUAUAUUUUGCAUGCUCUGAUCCUCAUCACAUUGGAUCAAACAAUAAAUCACGUAAAUUCUGUGAAUCAUCAUCAUCAUCAUCAUCAUCAUCAUCGUCGUCGUCGUCAUGUAGCUCCACAUCAGGAGGCUGGGCACCGUGUCAUGUGAGUUGACAGUAAAAGCAGCGAUGGAGAAAAGCUAAGGAAGGUAUCUGCCCUGGCAGUGGCUUCCUUUCUACCCAGAGUGCUUGUGGAAUGGCAGCAGUUUGGCAGCAGGUUUUGGCAGUGGACGCAAGGUACAAUGCUUACCGCACGCCUACGUUCCCACAGUUCCGAACUCAGUACAUCCGCCGACGCAGCCAGCUGCUCAGAGAGAACGCCAAGUGUGGCUUUGAGCCGGGGCUGCGCAGACAGUACCUGAAGCUGCGCAGUCAGUUGCUGGCCCUGCGCUACGGGCCCCUGUCUGAGCAGAGCAGCUUCAGGGCCAGCAGUGUGCGCAGCUCCCGCACCACACUGGACCGCAUGGAGGACUUCGAGGAGGACCCCCGCACCCAAGGGGCUCGUGGUCACCGCCGCUCUGUCAGCAGAGGCUCCUACCAGCUACAGGCCCAGAUGAACAGAGCCGUUUAUGACGAGAGGCCUCCAGGCAGUUUGGUGCCCACCUCAGUGGCAGAGGCCAGUCGUGCCAUGGCAGGGGACACAACUUUGAGUGAAAAUUAUGCUUUUGCUGGCAUGCACCACAUAUUUGACCAACAUGUAGACUCUGCUGUCCCACGGUUGCAGUUUGCCAAUGAUGACAAGCACCUACUUGCUUGCUGCUCCCUGGAUGGCACCCUGUCCAUCAUGACGUUGUCCCCCUCUCCUCCCAGUGUUAAGGUGACACUGAAAGGUCACGGAGGUCCUGUCACAGACUUUGCUUGGUCUCUGAGCAAUGACAUCAUUGUGUCGACAUCACUAGAUGGGACUCUGCGUAUCUGGAACACGGGAGAUGGCCGGUGCAUCCGAGAAGUAAGAGACCCAGAAUCCAGCGAGUUGCUGUGCUGCACCUUCCAGCCGAUGAAUAACAACCUUACUGUGGUGGGAAACAGCAAGCACCACCUGCAGGUGGUGAACAUCUCCACUGGGAAGAAGGUGAAGGGGGGCUCCAGUAAGCUGACAGGCCGCGUGCUGUCUCUUUCCUUUGAUGCUCCAGGGAGGAUCCUUUGGGCUGGUGAUGACAGGGGGAGCAUCUUUUCCUUCCUCUUUGACAUGGCCACAGGGAAGCUGACCAAAGCCAAGCGUCUGGUGGUGAGUGAAGGCAGCUCCAUCUGCAGCAUCUCUGCCAGGUCCUGGAUUAGCCGAGAGGCCAGAGACCCCUCCCUGCUGAUCAACGCCUGUGUCAAUAAGCUGCUGCUGUACAGGGUGGUGGACAAUGAUGGUACUCUACAGCUAAAGAGGAGCUUCCCUAUCCAGCAUGGUUCCCAGCACGUUCAUAGCAUCUUCUGCCCCCUCAUGUCUUUCAGACAGGGGGCCUGUGUGGUGACUGGCAGCGAGGAUGCCUGUGUCUACUUCUUCGACGUUGAACGCAAUACCAAGGCAAUAGUGAACAAGUUACAGGGUCACGGGGGACCAGUGCUGGAUGUCAGCUUCAACUGUGACGAGAGUUUACUGGCAUCCGCCGAUUCCACCGGCAUGGUCAUCAUCUGGAGGCGGGAGCAAAAGUGACUGAUCCACAAACGCUUCCAUCCGCUCCUUAACCGUCCAAUAACAAGUCUGUAGAUUUUCACUGGAAUGUAAAAGGCCUCGUUAAACGUUUUAAUUUAAUGAUAACUCAAGUGCAAGUGCAAUCAGAUAGGUGUGUGUGUGUGUGUGUGUGUGUGUGUGUGUGUGUGUGUGUGUGUGUGUGUGUGUGUGUGUGUGUGUGUGUGUGUGUGUGUGUGUGUGUGUGUGUGUGUGUGUGUGUGUGUGUGUGUGUGUGUGUUCUACAGUUGCAUCUGAGAAAUUGCUUUUUAACACAGAAAAAAAGAACACUACACCCAUGCAUGUGUCAUGGCUUACCUCUGAAUUGAAACGUAAUCUUGCAGAGAAAACAGGUCCAACUCUUUGUAUCACACUGAUAGUCCCUGUGGCAUAGAUCUAGUUCACUAUUUAUGUAACUGUUAACUCAAGCAGUAGUCAAAGUGUAGUAAUACCGUCUUAUUAGCUUUCAAUUCUGCAAUUGCCUGUUUGAAUUUAAGACCAUGUGCAUAACAUUGAACUGUGUGUGUGUCUGUGUGUGUGUUUCAUAUUCAUAUAAUUUAUUUAAUGCACAUACAGAAUAAACUACUGUAACUGUCA